AUGAAACCCAAGUCGGCAUGCGAUACCUGCAGGGACCGCCGCAGAAAGUGCAUCCGCUCCCAGCAGGGCACCACCUGCGACUUCUGCGCCGAGAGGAACCUGCCCUGCAACCUGACCCGCGAGACCGUCUUCCAGGCGACCGGCUACGAGCCCAUCGUCCCCUGGAGAUCCCACGCCCUGACGCACAAGUGCAGGCUGCUCCCGCCGACCGAGCUGUGCCUCGAGGCGAUCCACCUCUACUUCCGCUACGUCCACGUCUCCUUCCACGUCCUGUUCCACAAGCCGUCCUUCCUGCGGGCCUUCCGCGACGGCUCGCUGCCCAAGAUCCUGCUCUUCGCCGUCAUGGGCAUGGCCGUCCGCCUCUCCAAGCACGAGAGCCAGGUCCACAUACCGCCCAAGGAGCGCGGGAGGCCGUUCACCAAAGAGGCCGAGCGGCUGCUGGACCUGCACGACGUGUCCCUGACGACGAUUCAGUCGUGUCUGCUGCUCGGCGCCUCGGCGGUGGUGGAGGGCGAGAGCGCGACCGAGUCGGUGUACUUUAGCAUCGCCUGCCGGAUGGCAGUGCUGCUGGACUUGCCUAAUGUCAAGGUAACAACUCAAAUCGAGCAGGAAGUCCACAGAAGAGUGUGGUGGAGUGUCUACGAGACCGACACAUGGUCGUCCACCGCGGUAAGGCUGCCGAAGAUGAUGCCAUUUCGCAAUGUCCCGUUGCCCUUGGCCGAGGAUGCCUUUCUCGCGCUUUCCUUCACCCAGCCCGCUGUACCCGGAACACCCACGCCGCAGCAGGGAUCGCCGGGUCAGCCUCCACUACCAGUUCCAUCCCCAGACUCCCUCAUCGCACAGGCCAUGAAGAUCGGCCUCGCCCUUUCCAAAAUCGACCAGAUAAACUCCCUCGCGGCCUCGGGCACCGUCCACUACGUCGACCUGAUCCCGCAAGUCGAGGCCACCUAUCAGGAGCUGCACUCCUGGCAGCGCGGCCUCCCCGCCACCAUGGCCAACACGGCCGACAACCUCGCGCACUGGACCGGCAAGGACCAGGGCCACAUCUUCGUCUUCCUGCACAUGAACUAUCAUCACCUCUGCCAGCUCCUGUUCUACCAGUUCAUCCACCACAGCACCCACGACGAGGCCUGCCCCCCGCGCGCCGCCCAGUUCGCCGCGCUGUGCCGGGACUCGUCCUCGCAGUUGUGCGAGCUGAUGCACCGCGCCGGCAAGUCCCCCGGCGCCGAGCUGCUCAACUCGCUUGUCGGUCACAUCCUGGCCAUCGCGUCCACGGUGCAGCUCCACGCGCUGCUGUUCGGCGAGGACGACACCGAGAUGAGAAACGCGCGGCGGCUGCUAGAGCAGAAUUUCGAGUUGCUGAAGCGGCUGGAGACGUACUGGCCGUGCAUCGACAUGUCUUUUGCCCGGUUCGAGGCGUUUCACAACGCAUGCUUGCGCUUCCAGGACGGCUCGCAGUUCCGGAUGGACAGGUGGAUGCUGACGUUUCUGCUCGAGUUUGCGACGGCCAUUUCCGAGAGCCGAACGGCCGAAGGCAGUAAUAAUAGCGGCGCUCCACAGUCAUGGCGCAAUAUAAUCAGCGGGCAGUAG
Messenger RNA from Cordyceps fumosorosea ARSEF 2679, 1590 nucleotides. Its product is annotated as Fungal specific transcription factor. The transcript is spliced from 3 exons. Gene Ontology annotation, cellular component: nucleus. The coding region runs from base 1 to 1590 and encodes 529 amino acids. Gene Ontology annotation, molecular function: DNA binding; zinc ion binding; DNA-binding transcription factor activity, RNA polymerase II-specific. The record is from RefSeq and is a predicted model, not a curated record. Lineage: Eukaryota; Fungi; Ascomycota; Sordariomycetes; Hypocreales; Cordycipitaceae. Gene Ontology annotation, biological process: DNA-templated transcription; regulation of DNA-templated transcription.